This is a messenger RNA of Merops nubicus (carmine bee-eater), 2285 nucleotides long. Its product is annotated as peroxidasin homolog. Gene Ontology annotation, biological process: response to oxidative stress. The transcript has 9 exons. Gene Ontology annotation, molecular function: heme binding; peroxidase activity. The annotation marks the transcript as partial. Lineage: Eukaryota; Metazoa; Chordata; Aves; Coraciiformes; Meropidae. The record is from RefSeq and is a predicted model, not a curated record.
CCACGGACAUUGGUCGGAGUGGUGACACAUUUGUAGCCACAUCCAUCCAAGAAGCCAUCAGCAGCGUGGACCACGCCAUCAACUCAACACGCACCGAGCUCUUCAGCAAACGCCCCAAGACACCCAAUGACUUGUUGGCUCUCUUCCGUUACCCCCGGGACCCCUACACCAUCGAAACAGCCAGGGCAGGUGAGAUCUUUGAGAGGACCUUGCAGCUGAUCCAGGAGCACGUGCAACAAGGUCUCAUCGUGGAUAUGAAUGUCACAGGCUAUCGGUACAACGACCUGGUGUCCCCUCACUACCUGACCAUGAUCGCCAACCUGUCGGGCUGCUCCGCCCACCGCCGCACCCCCAACUGCUCGGAUAUCUGCUUCCACAAGAAGUACAGGACCCACGACGGCUCCUGCAACAACCUCCAGCACCCCAUGUGGGGAGCGUCUCUCACCGCCUUCCAGAGGCUCCUCAAACCCGCCUACCAAAACGGUUUCAACCUCCCCCAGCCCAGGGCCCUGCCCCUUCCUCUCCCUCGCCUGGUCGCCACCGCCAUGGUGGGGACGGAGACCGUCACCCCCGACGCCCAAUUCACGCACAUGCUCAUGCAGUGGGGCCAGUUUCUGGACCACGACCUGGACCAGACGUGCAUGUUCUUCGCCCGCUCCAGCCCCGUCUGCGGCAGCGGGAUGACCUCCCUGCUGAUGAACUCUGUCUACGCCAGGGAGCAGAUCAACCACCUCACCUCCUACAUCGACGCCUCCAACGUUUACGGCAGCACGGAGCAGGAAUCCCGGGAGCUGAGGGACCCGAGCGGCCGGAACGGGUUCCUGAAGCGGGGACGGGUCGUGCCGGGCUCGGGGAAACAUCUCCUGCCCUUCGCCGUGGGGCCGCCCACGGAGUGCAUGAGGGAUGAGAACGAGAGCCCCGUGCCCUGCUUCCUGGCAGGAGACCACCGUGCCAACGAGCAGCUGGGGCUGACGGCCAUGCACACGCUCUGGUUCCGGGAGCACAACCGCCUGGCCGCGGAGCUCGCCGCCCUCAACCCCCACUGGGACGGAGACCUCCUCUACCACGAGGCCCGGAAGAUCGUGGGGGCCCAGAUGCAGCACAUCACCUACGCCCAGUGGCUCCCCAAAGUCCUGGGGGAAGCUGGGAUGAAGAUGUUGGGCGACUACAAAGGCUACGACCCCAACGUCAACGCGGGGAUCCUCAACGCCUUCGCCACCGCCGCCUUCCGCUUCGGCCACACCUUGGUCAACCCCGUCCUGUACCGGCUGAACGAGACCUUCCAGCCCAUCCGCCAAGGCCACAUCCCCCUGCACAAGGCCUUCUUCUCCCCUUUCAGGAUCACGCAGGAAGGUGGGAUAGACCCCCUCCUCCGUGGGCUCUUCGGGGUUCCCGGCAAAAUGAGGGUCCCCUCCGAGCUCCUCAACAUGGAGCUGACGGAGAAACUCUUCUCCAUGGCACACUCUGUCUCUCUGGACUUGGCUGCUAUCAACAUCCAGAGAGGGCGAGACCAUGGCAUCCCACCUUACAACGACUUCAGGGUCUUCUGCAACCUCUCCUCUGCGCAGGAGUUUGAGGACCUCAAAAAUGAGAUCAAGAACUUGGAGAUCAGGGAGAAGCUCAGGAGUUUAUAUGGAACUACCAAAAAUAUUGACCUGUUUCCAGCCCUGAUGGUGGAAGAUCUCGUCCCUGGUACCAGAGUUGGACCAACGCUGAUGUGCCUGUUAACGACACAGUUCAGAAGGCUGAGGGAUGGAGAUAGGUUUUGGUAUGAGAGCCCCGGGGUGUUCACACCAGCACAGCUGACUCAGCUCAGACAGACGUCCCUGGCUCGUGUCAUCUGUGACAACAGUGACCACAUCCAGCACCUCCAGAGAGACGUCUUCCGGGUGGCCUCCUACCCCCAGGGCAUGGUGGGCUGCGAGGAGAUCCCCAGGGUGGACCUGCGCCCGUGGCAGGACUGCUGUGAGGACUGCCAGACACGGGGGCAGUUCAGGGCUCUCUCCCAGCGGUUCCGAAGCAAGAGGUCUCCUGGCUUCAGCUACCCAGAGGAAAACCCUGCCAAGCAUCAGCCUGCCUUCCCCAGAAACGAGGUGCCUGCUCCAAACCCUUCCCCCAGAGAGAACCUCGAGUCCCUCGUGGCUGAACUGGAGAAGACAGUUGCCUCCCUACAGAAGCAGGUGAAUGCCCUAGAGAGGCAGCUGAGGUGGCACCAGAGGAGCAGCAGCACACAUGGCCACGGGAAGAAGACUGGGGACAGAUGGAGACAAAGAUGACCACGCUGC